Molecule: messenger RNA, 642 nt
Organism: Corylus avellana
Lineage: Eukaryota; Viridiplantae; Streptophyta; Magnoliopsida; Fagales; Betulaceae
Source: RefSeq, a predicted model, not a curated record
AUGGCUGAGCUGAGUUUUGUUGUUGGAGUUAUAGGCAUCAUCAUAUCAGUUUUACUCUUUAUAAUUUCUCUCUUAAAAACAUUUCGGCGGAUUGUUGAGCGUCGAUCAACACAAGGUUUUGAUAGCCUUCCUUUCAUUUUGACGCUACUGAAUACAGCACUGUGGACUUACUAUGGACUGGAAAAGACUGAUAGCCUGCUUGUGGUGACUGUUAAUGGCAUUGGUGCUGUUGUGGAGGCUGUCUAUGUCGGAUUAUUCCUUGUAUUUCCACCUAGAAGGGUGAGUGAAAAGACAGCAGCAUUUGCUGCGGUUUUGGAUGUGUGGUUUCUUGGAGGAGCGAUUUUGAUUACUCAUUUUAUGUUGCAAGGAGAUACACGGAUUGAUGUCAUAGGAUUCUUGUGUGUAGGCCUAAAUAUAUUCAUGUAUUCUUCUACCCUGGCAGCCAUAGAAAGAUGUGUAGAACAUCGUAGAGCACACGCCUUUCCUUCCCUCCUCUUCAUGUUCUUGAAUAGAGGGAUUUGGACUUACUAUGCCGUCCUUGUGGAGGAUAAAUUCCUUGGAGUAUCAAAUGUGAUUGGGUGUCUUUUGGGAGUAACACAACUGAUGCUAUAUGCAAUAUACAUGACCGACAACCCCUCCUAG